UGCACAGGCUCCCCGGAAGGGGGUGUGGACAGUGACCUGUGUUCGCACACAGGCCUCCUGGUGGCGGCAGCAGCGGCCCUAGCGUCUCAUGUCCGUCUCUGGGCUCCGCACUUUUAGCGGCGGCUCGCGCCCGUCCCUGGAGCUCUCCCAAGCAGCGUUCUUAAUCCCCUCUCCUCGCGCACCAGGAAACAAAGAGGGAAGAAAAAGUCUCUUGCCUAUUCGGCAGGUCCAGACCCCUCCUGGGACUCCCUCCCGGCUAGCCGCGGCGCACCAACGCCCUGCAGGCUGUGCUCACGCCGCCAACCCCAGUCCUCUCCCGGCGCUCCGACAGAAGCCGGAGCCUCAGCUCCCAGCCCCGCCCGCCCCGGCGGGUGAGCAGACAAUCCUCUCGGCUGUGUUUGGAAUGAACAGACCCAGGGACGCUCCUUGCUCCAGCCCCCGACCACCCUCCAACCUUUCUUCCUGUCGCAACCUUUGGAAUCAGCCACUCAGCUAUCCUCAGCCUCCAGGACAGGCCAACACCGUUUUUUGAGCUUAGCUCCUUAUCACUGAUCAACCACGAGUUCCCAGGUUCGUCAGAAUUAUUCCAUCGAGGUGGAGGCCGCCGUCCACCGCCUGUUCAACAUGCAUCUGGGGACACUUA
Molecule: messenger RNA, 643 nt
Organism: Orcinus orca (killer whale)
Lineage: Eukaryota; Metazoa; Chordata; Mammalia; Artiodactyla; Delphinidae
Product: palmitoyltransferase ZDHHC8-like
Exons: 2
Coding region: 89-532 (147 amino acids)
Source: RefSeq, a predicted model, not a curated record